Messenger RNA from Schizosaccharomyces cryophilus OY26, 2390 nucleotides. RefSeq names its product vacuolar amino acid efflux transporter Avt3. The record is from RefSeq and is a predicted model, not a curated record. Gene Ontology annotation, biological process: amino acid transmembrane transport. The coding region runs from base 201 to 2177 and encodes 658 amino acids. The transcript is spliced from 4 exons. Gene Ontology annotation, molecular function: amino acid transmembrane transporter activity. NCBI's taxonomy places the organism in Eukaryota, Fungi, Ascomycota, Schizosaccharomycetes, Schizosaccharomycetales, Schizosaccharomycetaceae.
CACAUAGUUUGUGUGCAUUUUACUUAGAUACGUCUAUAUAUGUUCCCUUAGAAGUGGUGUUGUAUUAUUUAUUGAAACCCCAAUGAUUUAGCGCUUUUAACCUUUACCAAGGAAUACAACUUGAAAGGAAUCGCAAAUCUGUCUCAAUCUGGCAACUUAAUCAUAACAAUCGACGUUCUCUUUCAAAAAAACGUACUGAUAUGAGUGCUCCCAGGUCAAUAAAUAUCAAAAGACGAAGCAGCGAAAGCAAUAAUUUCAAUAUCGUUGGCUCAUAUUCAAGUAGACGAUCUCAGCAGAUUCAUCGGUUAUCCCAUUCGCCUCUACAGGAAGAAUUUGUUCCUCCACAGAAAGAUUCUUAUAUAACUGUUGAUACACCUUCUUCUCAAUCGAAUUGGCUGUCGAGUCGCCCACCUGAGUAUGACAGGCCCAUCCACCCGAAUUAUGGCUCGCUUGCGCGUGAGGAAAGAAUGCCACACCGUUUAGGACUGGCUUCUGACGAUAUCCUAACCACAGAAGACCCAAAUAUCGUUCGUCGCCACUUAAACAAAAAGGGUCCAAAAGACGAUGAGUUUUCGUCCUUAUAUUUGCAGGGCGGUGAUGUCCACCGACAAGUGUAUCGUUGGCAAGAAGAAAUAGAUCAAAAUCAAGUUAUACGCCGUGGACGCUCUCGGUCUUUUUCAGCUUUGAAUCCCAAUUCCAGCGAUGCGAGUAGGAAUAUCCAAGACCUGAAACAAGCAGGCGGUAUGCGAAGAGAUUUCCUUCGUAAUCGACCUAGUAGCAUUUCCUUGGGAAGUCCUAGUAACUUUUCCGUUAAACCCAAUUUCUUAAAUCGAAAUUUUCUUGAGUUUCUGUCUGUUUAUGGACACUUUGCAGGUGAAGAAUUGAGUGAAGAAGAUGAGGAAGACGAAGAAGAUUUUGCGAUGCCCAGACGCGUUACUCCAUCGAUGAUUCAAUAUUCUGAUUUGUAUGAGCAAGAACCCCUGCUUGAUGGCCAACAAGCUCGCCAUAAAGCAAUGCCAAAAGGGAGUGCUUCCAAUGGGAAGGCUGUCCUUCUUUUACUGAAGUCAUUCGUCGGAACUGGUGUGCUUUUUCUUCCUAAAGCGUUUUUGCUGGGUGGUCUUGUCUUUUCCAGUGUAUGUUUGCUGGUAGUAGGACUCCUAUCCCAUAUCUGUUUUCUUUUGCUCAUUGAAACGCGGUCCAAAAUUCCUGGAAGUUUUGGUGACAUUGGUGGGGUUUUAUAUGGCCCCAAAAUGCGAUUAGCAAUUUUAACCUCCAUUGUCGUUUCUCAAAUUGGAUUUGCUAGUGCAUAUAUAUCAUUUGUGGCCAGUACCUUACAAGCAUGUGUUCGGGCUGUUAUCGCAUCACAUAAAGAGUACCAUGUUGCCAUCUUCAUAUUUCUGCAAUUUCUAGUCUUUGUUCCUUUGUCAUUAAUUCGAAAAAUAUCGAAACUCUCAGCUACUGCAUUGAUCGCCGAUGCUUUUAUUCUUCUUGGCAUCUUAUACCUCUACUUUUGGGAUGUUUUCACUUUAGCAACAAAAGGAGUUGCUGAUGUUGUUUUGUUCAACAAAACGGACUUCAGCCUUUUUAUUGGCGUUGCUAUUUUUACAUAUGAAGGUAUUUGUUUAAUUCUUCCUAUUCAAGAACAAAUGGCAAGUCCUAAAAAUCUUCCUAAAUUAUUGACAGGAGUUAUGCUGGCUAUUUCCCUUUUAUUUAUUUCAAUUGGUUUUCUAUCGUAUGCUGCUUUUGGCUCCAAAGUACAAACAGUUGUCAUUUUAAAUAUGCCUCAAAGUUCCUUCACAGUUGUUGUUCAGUUUCUUUAUGCUGUAGCCAUCUUGCUUAGUACGCCGUUACAAUUAUUCCCUGCAAUAGCUAUUAUUGAACAAGGAAUAUUUACGCGAAGCGGUAAACGCAAUCGUAAAGUGAAGUGGAGGAAAAACACUUUGCGUGUAUUCAUUGUCAUUUUCGCUAUACUUGUUUCUUGGGCUGGCUCCUCUCGUUUAGACCAAUUUGUCAGUAUGGUUGGUAGUGUAUGUUGUAUACCAUUGAUUUAUAUGUAUCCUCCUAUGCUACAUUAUAAAGCUUGUGCGACGACUUGGAAGCUUCGUACCCUCGACGUUGCCAUGUGGAUUAUUGGCUUUGUUUCUAUGAUCUUUACGGCAUAUAUGACUUUACUUUAGUUCAUUGGAAAUAUUACCUUGUUUAUUAAUUUAUGAGAUUAGAAGAUAGACCAAAAUUUGCUAAGUUUUUUGAGAUUUUCUAUUUCGUUUUCUAUUAGAUUGGUCUUUUUUGCUAUUCAUCCGAAUGAUGAUGACAAAGGAUUAUUCUUGGUUAUAAGCAUUCUAUUUUAAUUAUAAUAAUUAAUGAAACUCAUCUUGGUCUUUAAGAAUCAU